AUGGCCGUCCGCCUGUGGGUGGUCGCCCUGGCCGCCCUCCUCAUUGUGGACAGAGAAGUGCCAGUGUCGGCAGCAAAACUCAUCUCCCCAAGGAUGCCCAUCUGUGAGCACAUGGCGGAGUCUCCUGUCUGUUCCCAGACAUCCAACCUGGUCUGUGGCACUGAUGGUGUGACGUAUAACAGUGAAUGUCAGAUCUGCUUGAUCCGGCUGAAAACCAAAGAGGACAUCCAGAUCCUGAAGGAUGGCAAAUGCUGA
Molecule: messenger RNA, 255 nt
Organism: Odobenus rosmarus divergens (Pacific walrus)
Lineage: Eukaryota; Metazoa; Chordata; Mammalia; Carnivora; Odobenidae
Gene: SPINK4
Product: serine peptidase inhibitor, Kazal type 4
Exons: 4
Coding region: 1-255 (84 amino acids)
Molecular function (GO): serine-type endopeptidase inhibitor activity; protein binding
Source: RefSeq, a predicted model, not a curated record